Molecule: messenger RNA, 930 nt
Organism: Pseudopodoces humilis (Tibetan ground-tit)
Lineage: Eukaryota; Metazoa; Chordata; Aves; Passeriformes; Paridae
Source: RefSeq, a predicted model, not a curated record
CGAACCGAGCGGAGCCGAGCCGAGCCGAGCGGAGCCGAGCAGCCGGUGAGUGCCGAACCGAACCGAGCUGAACCGAGCCUAGCCGAGCAGAGCCGAGCAGCCGGUGAGUGCCGAACCGAGCUGAACCGAGCCGAGCCGAGCCGAGCAGCCGCCAUGGCUGAGGAGCUCGGGGAGCUGCUCAGGGAGUUCGACGAGGUCAUGGAGCACUUUGAGCGGGGCCCCGCCAGUCAGUACCAGCAGCACCUGCAGGAGCUGAAGAGGAAAGCGGGACAGAGCGUGUAUGACAGUGGCAUCGAUGAGCUGGAGAGUGCCAGCACGUCCCCAGGCAGCAGCCUCAGCUCCAGUGAGGAGCACCUCAACACCCCAGCUGACACUUACCCCACCAAAGCAAAGCUUGGAGACACGCAGGAGCUGGAGGAGUUCAUUGCAGACCUGGAUAAAGCCUUGCAGGCCUGUCACCAUCCCGUGUGUCAUCCUGCAGAGAUGUGAGCUGUGGUGGGCAGAGGAGCAGCCCCAGCCCCGAGUGUCCCCGGUGCCACCUCUGCUUCUGCACCCCUGGCUGGGGACAGGGACGGGCAGCGGGACGUGGGACGAUAGCACAGCCCUGCCAGCGCCAGGAGGGGACAGCUCUGCGCGGGCUCUGGGGACUUUGGGGUGACCUGGGCCACUGCUGAAGCCCCCAGAGUGAUUCUGGGGAAGAUGAUCUUGCAGGACAUCGGUGUGACCUCGGUGUCCCCCCCAGGCCGGGAGGGCCCAUCCUUGGUGGCAUCUGCCACUGCUGAGCUCUGCUUUGCAUGGGGAGCCCCAAGUCGGGCUCCUCUCUGCCCCCCAAAUGCCUCUGCCCCAGCUGCUGCUGGAAAUACUGUAAAAAUGAUGUUUUGUGCUGUACAAAAGAGGGGACGUGGUUCUGGAAACAAGAUUUUAAACCUC